Molecule: messenger RNA, 1980 nt
Organism: Ipomoea nil (Japanese morning glory)
Lineage: Eukaryota; Viridiplantae; Streptophyta; Magnoliopsida; Solanales; Convolvulaceae
Product: putative disease resistance protein RGA3
Exons: 3
Coding region: 142-1980 (612 amino acids)
Biological process (GO): defense response to other organism
Molecular function (GO): ADP binding
Source: RefSeq, a predicted model, not a curated record
UAUCAUGUACGAAAUGUAAUGAUGUAAGCAUAGGAAUGAUAUAUGGUAGCAAGUUAGCAACAGACAGACACAACCAAACCAAACCAAUCUAGAAGUCAUUCAGUCUCCACUGCUACAGAUCGAGUACAGACUGAACUAACCAUGGCCGACGCUAUCAUCUCCGGUGUUGUGAAUCAGCUGUUCAUCAUCAUCAAGGACCAAGCCCAGGAGCUAAGAGCAACGUUGGGUGUGGAGAAGGAGAUCAAAAACCUCUCAUCAAAGCUCAACAAAAUCAGGGCGGUGUUGGUCGAUGCAGAGAGGAGAAGCUUCAAGGAAGAGAGCGUCAAGCUGUGGGUGGAAGAGAUGAAAGACUUGUGCUACGAUGUGGAAGAUGUUCUGGACGAGUGGAGCACCAAAAGUCGCAGACAACAGAUGGAGAGGUCGUCCCAGGUUGCAGCUGCAGGAAGCUGUAGCUCUUUCCUGCCUUCUUGUUUCCAUUUCAAAAGGAUUGUUACGUAUCGAGACAUCGCCAAGAAAAUAAAGGAACUUGAUUCCAGACUUGAUCGGAUUACUAAAGAGAAAAAUCAGUUCAAAUUUGAUCAAGCAUCUGUAGCGCACACACACACUUGUGAUCAUGAAUGGAAGCCAGUGCCCUCUACUGCGUAUGUGGAUGCAUCAGAGAUUCAAGGUCGGGAAUCCGAUGCCAGUGCUUUAAUAAGCAAGUUGCUUCAAGGUCCCCCUGGCCCUCUCGUCAUUUCCAUAGUGGGUGCCGGAGGGAUAGGGAAAACUACCCUUGCUCAACUAGUCUAUAACCAUGAACAGAUAAAGGCUCAUUUUCCUGAAAGGGUGUGGGUUUGUGUUUCACAAUCUUUUGACGAGAUCAAGAUUGCAAAAGCAAUUGUUGAGUCAACCACUAAAAGCUCCACGGAUCUGUCUCAAUUGCAAAUGUUACUGAACAAAAUCCAAACCACUUUGUCUCAUCAAAGGUUCCUACUUGUGUUGGAUGAUGUGUGGACAGAGGAUUAUGCAAAGUGGGAGCCAUUUAACAACUGUCUCAAAGAUCUUGGUAACAACUGUUCUGGGAGUAGAAUCUUGGUGACCUCAAGGAAAAAGAAUGUUGCAAGAAUGAUGGGAAGUGUGUAUGAGCAUCCGGUGGAGCUAAUAUCCCACACAGAUGCUUGGUCGUUUCUUAGCAGGAUAGCAUUUUCCGGGAGAAGCAGCAGGGAAGAGGAGGCUUAUUCUGAGAAACUGAAAGAAAUUGGUAAGCAAAUUGCUCAAAAGUGCCAAGGACUGCCACUUGCUGUCAAGGUCAUGGGAAGCGUUUUACGUAGUAAAGACACUGAAGAGGAAUGGCAAACAGUUUUAUCUCAGCUGGAUACUAAAUUUUCCAAUGUGGAGGGAGUGGAAACACAUCUCUUUCCUCAUUUGUAUCUAAGCUAUCAUGAUCUAACUCCACAGAUGAAGCGAUGUUUCUCAUAUUGUGCUGUCUUUCCCAAAGAUUAUAAAAUAAACGUAGACAGCCUCAUCAGAAUUUGGAUGGCACAAGGUUAUCUCACAACAACAAAUGGAAGUGAUCAUAAUGAGAUGGAACAGAAAGGCCGGGAGGUUUUUGGAAAUUUAGCAAUGCGUUCUUUGUUCCAAGAUUUUGAGAAAAAUUACAUGGAUUCCAACAUCAUUAUAUCUUGCAAAAUGCAUGACAUAGUGCAUGAUUUUGCCAAGUUUCUUACCAAAAAUGAAUGCUAUAGUGUUGUUUGGCAAGAGGAUAAGGUGAAGAUUGAAAAUCUACAUCAUCUAUCAUUGCAAAAAACUGGAAGGCUUAUGGAUCUUACUUCCAUUUGUCAUGUCCUUGAAAAACUUCGCAGCUUUUUCGCUGGGGACCUUUCUCCAGAACAACUUACUCCAAAUAUGUUCAAUGGUUUAAAAUCCGUGAGAGUAUUGGGAUUGCAUGGUUGUAAGCGGUUUAAACUUCCGAAGGAGAUAGGAAAUUUACGAGUUACCUGA